This is a messenger RNA of Wickerhamiella sorbophila, 336 nucleotides long. RefSeq names its product Small nuclear ribonucleoprotein Sm D2. The coding region runs from base 1 to 336 and encodes 111 amino acids. Gene Ontology annotation, cellular component: U5 snRNP; U2 snRNP; catalytic step 2 spliceosome. Gene Ontology annotation, molecular function: RNA binding. The record is from RefSeq and is a predicted model, not a curated record. Lineage: Eukaryota; Fungi; Ascomycota; Dipodascomycetes; Dipodascales; Trichomonascaceae. The transcript has a single exon. Gene Ontology annotation, biological process: spliceosomal snRNP assembly; RNA splicing.
AUGGAGUUUCUGAAUGUCCCGCGAAACGAGCUUUCCGAGGCCGGGCUGGCCCGAUUGGAGGAGUACGAGAUAGCCAACGGCCCGCUAUCGAUUCUGCAGCGAGCCGUGGAGGACGGAUCGCAGGUGCUGAUCUCCUGCCGCAACAACAAGAAGCUGCUGGCCCGAGUUAAAGCGUUUGAUCGACACUCGAACAUGGUGCUGGAAAACGUUAAAGAAAUGUGGACAGAGACGCCGCGGAAUUCCAAGGGCAAGCGGGGCAAGCCCGUCAACCGGGACCGGUUUAUUUCUAAAAUGUUUCUCAGAGGAGACGGGGUAAUUCUUGUUCUGAAGGCCUAA